Molecule: messenger RNA, 1437 nt
Organism: Bacidia gigantensis
Lineage: Eukaryota; Fungi; Ascomycota; Lecanoromycetes; Lecanorales; Ramalinaceae
Exons: 4
Coding region: 1-1437 (478 amino acids)
Source: RefSeq, a predicted model, not a curated record
AUGCCAAGGACGAUCCAGGGAUGGCAAAGUUACGGUUCUGAAUCCAGUCUACCGAUCAGCUUGACAUCUGAGGCCACAUCUGCAGGCAAUCGUCUAGACAAGUUCUCUUCAAGUCACUUAUCUAGUAGUGUAGACCUGAGAUUCUUAGAUCUAGGCGAAGACGGCCCAAUUGCCAAAGUUGGACAAGAAGAAGUCGCGUCUGAGAAUAAUGUGGGUCAAGCCGUGGUGGCCCCUAUAUUUAUUGACCUCGCCAGCUCCCUACAUUCAUAUCAAAGUCCGCAGCCAAUCGAGAUCACAGCCUCAUUGUUGCGUAAAAUUUUCAAGUUUCAUGACGUCGAUCUUGAUUUUCUUGACGUCCUGUUUUCGUUUGGUAGAUCACCAAAUCAGACAGAAAGUGGAGCCUCAAAUUGGACAAGUAAGGCGGAGGGCAAUGGGUCGCGAAAAUUGUCAUAUCAAUUAAAAUAUGUCGAGCCAAAUCCACUGCCUGGAAAACACACCUUUUCUCCUCGACAGACUGGCAUUUAUCAUCAUUCCUGCAAGGCAGAAGGCUUCGAUUUGUUGAUCUUGUUGCAUCCAAGGGAAGAAACUCUACUUGAACAGCAGAUCCUCAAGAUGGUGCAGGACAAACAAGCAGCGAAGAAGCUUGUAGACUACCCAAUGAGGGUGCAUCUGCUUGCAUAUGAGCUCUAUAUUGGCAACUGGCGUUGGUAUUUGCGAGAUCUUGGCGAAGAAUUAGAUCGCAAGGUACCGACCGAGUCCCAUCCACGAUACACUGCUUCUUUGCCACUGACCUCUCCUCAGAACGACAAGAUAAUGAUAGUAGACCUGGAUACGCCCGCAGCUGUGAGCUUGAAUCUCGAGAAGGUGCAAGCCCUUCGCAACCUAGGGGACAAGACGCUCACCUUGAAUGGUCAUUGCACCAGCGCAAAGACUGUUCUAGAGAAAUUGAAAGUAAUUCCGAACAAUGGUUUUACAGAUGGCUGGGAUGCCGAGCCGUAUGUAAAUCGUCUAGCUGGGUACAUCGACUGCAUCCCAGCAUUGACAUCACGUGUCCAGAAUUCGAUCGAAUUGCAUGCAUAUGCUCUCGAUUUGAAAAACCAAUUCACUGCAGCAGACAUUAAUCAGCAAGUUGAGAACAUCGCGGAGGAUACGAAGCGAGAUACUACCUCGGUGAAAUGGAUCACAUACCUCACAUUAAUAUAUCUCCCGUGGAGUUUUACGGCAACAUUGUACGGAAUGAACGUCUUUUGGUUCAAUCAGAGUACCAGACGUCUGGCCGUUUCUCAAGAUAUUUGGAUUUGGGUUGCAACAGCUGUGCCCUUGACCGUCCUGACAAUCGGGUGCUACCGCGUCAUGAACACAUAUAUCAAGGCCAAGCCUCAUAACGAUAAGCUUUUUGCUCAGGCCAAUGUUGAAAAAUCGAUGAGCGGCCCUUGA